Messenger RNA from Porites lobata, 474 nucleotides. NCBI's taxonomy places the organism in Eukaryota, Metazoa, Cnidaria, Anthozoa, Scleractinia, Poritidae. The record is from the annotation of a GenBank genome assembly.
GAAGCUAUCUCUGAAGGUCUUAAGUCUUUUCCAGACGUCGAGGAACUGAAGCCUGAGGAGGUUUUAAUCGUUGAGAAUGUUGUCCUUAAAAAGGACGUGUUUGCAGCUUUGCCCACCGGAUUCGGUAAAAGCCUGACUUUUCAGAUCUUACCUAGCGUUUGUAAAGCUUUAUUUUGCCGGGGAUUUGACAUGCCUUCAUUGCCAGUGGUAAUUGUGGUUUCCCCUUUAAGCUCAAUCGUGAAAGACCAGGUUACAUACUUGAGGUCACACGGCUUUGAAGCUGCCUUCAUUGGAGAAAGUGCUAAACAAGAUAAUGAUAUUUUUGAGGGCAAGAUUAAAUGUCACUUUUUAUAUGGAAGUCCAGAGUCAUUUGUUGGGGACAUAAAGUUCCGGGAAAUGUUUUCACAGCAGCAUUACAGGCAGAAUGUUGUGGCCGUUGUCUGUGACGAAGUUCACACUGUGGUACACUGGUAA